Molecule: messenger RNA, 1071 nt
Organism: Anisakis simplex (herring worm)
Lineage: Eukaryota; Metazoa; Nematoda; Chromadorea; Rhabditida; Anisakidae
Source: the annotation of a GenBank genome assembly
AUGAUGAGUGAUUCAUUAAGCUGGAGUAAGAAAUCAGUGGAAGAACGUUCAAGAUUAUUGAUGAAAGUAGCAGAUAUAAUAGAGGAUAACAUUGACGGAUUUGCUGAGAUUGAUUCGAAAGAUCAUGGGCAACCUAUUUCAAUAGCGAAGUUCGUUGAUUUAAACAUGGCUCUAUUAAUGACCAUCAUUCGUUCACAUAUUCAAAACGAUCCAGUAACAGCAUUGGACUAUGUGGUACGUAGUGCCAUCGGUGUUGUUGCGUUGAUAGUUCCAUGGAAUUUGCCUCUUUACUUGCUGACAACAAAAUUAGUACCAGCCCUCGCAGUUGGUAAUACAGUGGUUGUUAAGCCAAGUGAACUGACCAGCGUUAGUGCAUGGUUAUUAUUCAAUUGUUUCAUAGACGCUGGCUUUCCGAGUGGAGUUGUUAAUUUGGUGAUGGGAUGCGAUAAUGAAGUAGGCGUUGCGUUGGCUCGUCAUUCUGGUGUAUCGGUUAUUUCAUUCACGGGGAACACCUCUGCGGGCCGAAAAAUAGCUCAAAUUUGUGCUGAAACGAAUAAGAAAAUAAGUCUCGAAAUGAGUGCUAAAAAUGCAGCGAUUGUAUUCGAAUCGUGCGAUAUUCAAAAGGCUGUACCCCAUAUCAUUAGAUCAUGCUUCUUGAAUCAAGGUGAAAUGUGCCAUUGUACAAGUCGUAUAUUUGUACAACAAACAAUCUUUGAAAGGUUUAUUGAAGAGUUCGUCAAAAUAACAUCAAAACUAAAAGUUGGUGAUCCUCGGCGUGAUGUUCAUUUAGGAGCGUUGAUAUCAAAGGAUCACUACGAAAAGGCACUUUCGUAUAUCGAAAUGGCAUCGAAACAGUCCAGAGUACUCCUCGGUUCUGAUCAGUUAACACAAGAGGAUCAAGAGCAAGAGGGUUACUUCAUAAAGCCGACGAUUAUAAUCGAGGUUGAUGAUCACAAUCUUCUGAUGCAAGAUGAAAUAUUUGCACCUGUUGUGUGUGUUUCACCGUUCGUUGAUAAUCAGUUGCUUCUGAACUUCAUUUUGGCAUUGUAUGGUGUAACUGCUGGUUGGUAA